AUGUUUUGGGCCGACUCCGAUACAACAGACAAAACAGGAAAGAGUGCAACAUCCGACAUCAGAAACCCACAGCGACAUCAUUUUUCUGCUAGCAAGAACUACUUAGACCUUCUCACUCCGAAUAACUUCAUCGAACCCGGUGUCAUUAAGGAAAUGGACGAAAAAAUCAAACAACAUGAACAAGCGUAUCGUGUGAGGGGAAGGCGUGACCGGUGUGCUGAUUCACACAAGGCAGCUGAUGACAAGAGGAACAAGUCUACCUGGAAAGCGUGUGAUGACACCGGACUAAUGGGAUGUUGUUGCAGACACGACUCGGCAGUAUAUCUGGCAAAUAUAUCUGAUGGGGGAGAAAAUUGCAAGUAUCCAUUAGCAAUACUGAACGAGGUGUUGAAAAAUGUUGAUUCCAGUAAGGAAAUUCGUGUUCUCUAUGAUAUCGGCUGUAAUCUUCAAAAGUUCAUAAACCUGCGGCACCUGUUCCCUGAAGACCAACACAGGCUUCAUUUUGGGACCUCUGUUUUCCAUUCUCCAUUGCGGUAUGCUACAAGGAAUCAUCGACUUGCCGCACUUGCACACAAGGUUCGCUUUCACAACAAAAGAGGAAUAGAUAGCUUGAGUAGUGUAGCUGUGGAACGUCAUAAAUCUGGGACUGAAAAGCUUGACACAUUGUACCGCCAGCCAAAUCCCUUUGCCAAUCCAUGCACAUGCUACAGCCUUUCCUUCUUUCAAGAACAAUGGGCCAGUCAACGUCAUUUUCAAACAACCCAUACUGAAGCAGAUCACGAGAAGCAAGAACAGCUAGCUGCGUUUUUAGAUCAGGAAGCCAGCUUGAACCGACUUAGAGCUCAAUUGAACGAGAUGGUCUCAAGCAAUAUCGGGACUUACGAUAAUAUCAUUCAAUCCCUCUUGGACAUUGCCUCGGGUGUUGAGCAACAAGGCAAUGUUGCAAGGGCAUUGCCUGCCGAGCACAACAUUUUAGUCGGCCAGGAUGGGUUGCUUACCAAGUUCUCACUUUUAGUCCCCAGGAGAAGACUGCAACUGCUACUGUGGCAUUCUAAAUCGGAAUUAUAUGCUCAUGCUGUUGAGUUAUUUGCGGAACGGCAACCCUUGUACAGAGGCACUCAUAUUGGAACUACUCUAAGCACACGAAUAAUGGCCGCAGUGGAACGGCGUAAGCAACCCAUCGAGACGACUAUAAAGAAAUACAAUGAAUAUCGGGCCAAAUUCCAGGCACUUUUGGCUCCGGAUGAGCAUCAAGAUUUGGAUCCCCAAGACCUAACCUAUCGGAAGUUUGUGAACAUGUCUUUGGAUGAUGCAUUUUGGCAGGACGUAUAUCUCUAUAACUCUCGGGAACCUUGGGCUUGCAACUCCGAUGUACGGGCCGGCAUUCAAGCUAUGCUUGCAACACAGAGGGCAGAUGAGGAGAUGUCAUUCAUACAAAACGAGUUAUCUUCUGCACUUUCGUGGGCAGUAAAUAUUUAUAACUCUAUCACGGGCAAGAUUAGAGAGAUCGAUCGGCUGGUUACAGAAUUGUCAGAAUCCGACGAAGAUGAGAUCGACGAUGAGAUGGAAAGUCGGUGGGGUGACUUGCUCCCCUCAAUCAGCUUGGGCGAUUGCGAGGAUGACGUGAAGGCCCAACUGGUGUUGAAUGUGCUGAACGAUCAACUGGUCAAACACAAGGAUAUCAUGCUUGGUUGGGCUCCUGAUGUGCGGUCCUUGUGGAACAUGUUACACGGCGAGAUUCCUCAAAGGCACGAGUGGUUCGAGCUGAUAACGACCUUGGCUUCCCAGGACAAUGCUACACCACCACUAACAGCUCAAACAGAUGAACAGAUUGGCCCCAAUGAAGAGGGUGAUGAGGUGACUGCAAGCGAGCUGUUUAUAGGUAUGAUGGAUCUAAACGAGGACUUGCAUGUGGCUAACUAA
Puccinia graminis f. sp. tritici CRL 75-36-700-3 is the source of this 1923-nucleotide messenger RNA. RefSeq lists its product as uncharacterized. The transcript has 9 exons. NCBI's taxonomy places the organism in Eukaryota, Fungi, Basidiomycota, Pucciniomycetes, Pucciniales, Pucciniaceae. The coding region runs from base 1 to 1923 and encodes 640 amino acids. The record is from RefSeq and is a predicted model, not a curated record.